AGCCAGGCAGAAACUGAUGACGAUAACAGCAUGUAAAGGAGAACAUGGUGAACAGAUGUCACCGUGCUUUCAGUUUGAAGCAAAGCAGUCUGACACAUAAAUAUGGGGUAAAUGGGAAAUGAGCAACUCAGGAAAAGGUCAAUACAAAAAAAAUGAGGCUCUCAUUAUAAUAACGGGAGCGAUCCUAAGAAAGAAAGAGGAGGCCGGGGGUGGGGGGUGGGGAAGAGGAGGUUGCCUAUAUUGUGGUGGUGCAGGUGUAAAGUGUCCUCGCAGUCUGUCAUCGCGGCCCCUGUCAGCGUGUGGCUGCCGUGCUGGGGCUGAGCAGGACGCCUUCCUGCGGCUCAGCUCACUGCUAUGGUCGUCCACGUGCGCGGCUGCAAUUUCAGCACCACGGACAGCGCCCUCCCCGGCACCGGCUCCGGCUCCGGCGCCGGCGCCGCGCUCCUGGACCCCCCGCUGACGCAGAGCCCCGGCGGGCUGAGCCGGACGGGCCACACCGUGGUGGCGGUUUUCCUCGGCUUCAUUUUGGUCGCGGGCGUUGUGAACAAUCUGGUGGCGCUGCUCGUCUUCGCGAAGUUCCGCUCGCUCUGGACGCCGAUUAACCUCAUCUUGUUGAACAUCAGCGCGAGCGACAUCCUCGUGUGCGUCUUCGGGACCCCCUUCAGCUUCGCCGCCAGCGUGCACGGACGAUGGCUCAUUGGAGAGGACGGCUGCAAGUGGUACGGCUUCGCCAAUUCCCUCUUCGGCAUCGUGUCCCUGGUGUCCCUGUCCCUCCUGUCCUACGAGCGCCACCACGCCGUGAUGCAUUUCUCCCAGGUGGACGUGUCGGACUUCAGGAAGGCGCGGCUCUGUGUCGCCGGCUCCUGGUUCUACUCGCUCCUCUGGACGCUGCCGCCCUUCCUGGGCUGGAGCAGCUACGGCCCAGAAGGACCCGGCACCACGUGCUCGGUCCAGUGGCACCUCCGCUCGCUCGCCGGCGUCUCCUACGUGCUGUGUCUCUUCGUCUUCUGCCUGCUGCUCCCCCUCCUGCUCAUGGUCUACUCCUACGGCAGAAUCCUGGUUGCAAUCAGGGGGGUCGGGAAGAUCAACCUGCCGGCAGCUCAGCGCCGCGAGCAGCACAUCCUGCUGAUGGUGCUGUCCAUGGUGUCCGGCUACAUGCUGUGCUGGAUGCCCUACGGCGUCAUGGCGCUGGCGGCCACCUUCGGCCGGGCCGGGCUGGUCUCCCCCGUGGCCAGCGUGGUGCCCUCGGUGCUGGCCAAGUUCAGCACCGUCAUCAACCCGGUCAUCUACAUGCUCUUCAACAACCAGUUCUACAGGUGCUUCGUUGCCUUUGUGAAGUGUGCCGACGACCCUCGGUCCGUUCAGGAGGAGGAGCAGCGCACCCCCAGGACACAGUUCUCCGGACUCUUCCCGUUUUCCAGACAGACCUCCCUCAGCGCCUCACAGCGUCAGAGGAACGACAGUCACACUCUUGUUGUCAACUACAACCCAUGAGACCUUCAUCAUGCAAAUGCAGAUCCAUGGAAAAAGUACAAAUCACAAAUGAAUGUGUGUUUACAUUAAAAUAGCAUCUAGAAAUCACAUUAUUGAGUUACCAUCAACAGAUUUACAUUUAACAUUAUGCCGAAUAUUUUUGGUGAACUCUGUACAUAUUCAAAGUUAGGAGCGUUUCUUGCCACUAGGGGGAGUUAUGAGCAGUUUUGACAAACAUCCACCUGCACCUACAUGUACAUGUACUAGUCAGGUGCCUUGUUCAUAGACGUGCAUCAUAUUAAUUAUAUAUUUCGUGGGCGUGUUUUUCAGCCAUUUUGCUGCAUCCACCUAACAAAACAAUUCAUUAAAAUAUUCAUUUGUAUCAUUUGUGAAUUAAACACGCUGCCUAAGACUGUAUUUUAUAUUGACCAACCUUUGUCCUGCUCACUGUUGUACAGCGCCUCACGCCUCAUACAAGCUAAACACCUAAACCAGUUCAAACCAGCACAUAGGCUGCCUUUGGUUCUAUUGUGCCAGCCGGGAGAAGAGGCCACGCUGGCCCAAAAACAGUGUGUGGGGGUGAUGGAAAACACACGCCGGGCACAUUUCAGCCUAAAAAUGCCACCACAACUGAGCAGGGUUCACAUAACCUGUGGUUAUUGUGAGAAGCUGUCAACCGCCACGUUGACGGCGCCGACUCCAGCACAGAGGCCAUUUGGCGGCUUGUGCUGACCUAGUUUAUCGCCCUGAUGAUAAAGUGAAGUAAACGGCCCAAUAAUCAAACCUCAGCUGCUCAGGCAGCUGGUCUUCACAGAGUCACAGCAUUUCUGACGUAACCAUGGAGCUACUGG
This is a messenger RNA of Betta splendens (Siamese fighting fish), 2324 nucleotides long. RefSeq names its product teleost multiple tissue opsin 3a (gene tmtops3a). Gene Ontology annotation, molecular function: G protein-coupled receptor activity. The transcript has 4 exons. Lineage: Eukaryota; Metazoa; Chordata; Actinopteri; Anabantiformes; Osphronemidae. The record is from RefSeq and is a predicted model, not a curated record. Bases 355 to 1494 code for a protein of 379 amino acids. Gene Ontology annotation, cellular component: photoreceptor outer segment; membrane. Gene Ontology annotation, biological process: visual perception; G protein-coupled receptor signaling pathway.